Molecule: messenger RNA, 4788 nt
Organism: Lotus japonicus
Lineage: Eukaryota; Viridiplantae; Streptophyta; Magnoliopsida; Fabales; Fabaceae
Exons: 11
Coding region: 229-1983 (584 amino acids)
Source: RefSeq, a predicted model, not a curated record
GAUAUAUUCUUCUUUGCAAUUGGAAUUGGUGUUCUCCUAUUUGAGUCUGAUAGAAACAAGGCAAGGGGCAUGUGGAUCCGUCUUGGUACUCUCACUUCAGCUGACUCUGUCUGGGAUUGGAUCAGUGUUCGAGAUCUGUCAUUUUUCUGAUACAAGAUUCAGGAGAAGAAUAGGAAUCGCCAUCAUCGAUAAAUGGUUGACGCCUGAAUUUCCCAAAGAGAUGCAAAGAUGGAGAAGAAACGGAAGAUUCUGCAGUACAGGGAGAGGCUAGAUAGGACCCUUGCCUCACCUGAUCUUACAAAUGAUGAGAAACUCAAAAAGCUUGUCAAAAGCCAACUCCUACAUUCAUCAGAAGUAGCAGGAUAUGAGGAGAAAGUAGUAGAAACCAAGACUGCUGAGGUAUCUAGCUUUCUUGAUAUGCUGAGGAGUGCUUCCGAUGAUUGUGGAAGAUCUAAUACAUCACACACUGAUUGGAAGUUAAAACAGGACAGUGAAGAGUUCCGCGUUAUGUAUCGUGAAGUACCCAAGGGAUCACCGUUUCAUACAUUGCUAUUAGAAGGCUUCGUGGAUGCCCCUGUUGAUGUCUGUUUAUGUAUCUCAUGGCAGACAUCCCUUUACAAAAAAUGGUGGCCUCAGUCUACUAUUCCCACUUUCAAAAUCUUAACAUCCGAAUGUUUGGACAAGGACCAGAUUGCAGAACAAAUAUCACUAGUGAGGAUGAAGGUUCCAUGGCCUGCGGCUGUCAGGGAAGCUGUAGUGCACUAUAACCUGUUUGAGUGUUUUCAAGAUGACUUAAUUGUUGUUCUUACAAAUUCGGGAUUUUUGUGCUUGACUUGUUCUCAGAUGCCUGAGUCAAACAGUGGCAUCGGGAACCUCUGGGGUUCCAAAAAUGAGGCAAUUCCUGAAGCAAAGGAUGUCGUGAGAGUUGAUCUGGUGGGAGGCUUUGCUUUACAAAAGGUGACAUCAGAAAGAAGUUACUUUCGGACAAUAGCAAAUAUGGAUAUGAAGCUGGGUAUUGUCCCUCCAUCCUUGAUAAACUUUAUUUCAAGGCAGCUCAUUGGCAAUGGUUUCAAACUUUAUAAAAAGACUGUGGCUUCUAUGAUGAGCCACGAGGAAGAAGAAUUCAGCAAGGCAUUGGAGGACCCAUUAUAUGCUAGAAUCCGCGAAGCUCUAUAUAGCACUAGAGGUUCAAAGGCAAUGAACGGUGGAGAGCUUCAGCAAGUUGCAAGAGUUCUCCCUGCUGAAGACCUUGUUGUGAGCGAGCAAGGUGGGGCAGAAGAUGUAUCUAAAGAGGACAAAAACAUUCAAUAUGCAAGUAGUGUCACAUCGACGGCUACAGAUGCAACAUUACUAAAUAGCAAGGCAUUUUGUGAGAUUGUAGAAGUAGGUAGGGAAGAGAUUGUACAAGGUGAGAAGGAGGAUGAUGAGAAAGUAAAUGUCAUUCCUAAUAAGGAAGUUGAUGUGCGUGCACAAAAGGGCAAUAGAAGUGUACAUAUCCGAGCAGAGGUAGAAGAGGCUCUAGAAACACUAGAUAAGGCCAUUUCAAUGGUUAGGGAAUACCGAAUUCGUUCCCUGUUGGCCUAUGAGGAUAGUGUUGAAGUACCAAAUAGAGAUAUGCUGGAGGGAACUUCACAAGAAGCACCUCAAGGUGACUCUGGCAUCCAAAACUUAAGGUAUACAGGAUCAAAUCCUUAUUCAAAGGAAGUAAAUUCUAACAAAGUAGUACCAACAUCAUCAGAGCAGAAUCUUUCAAGGCCUAUUGAGUCAAGCCAGGUUGCUUCAUAUUCUUUGGAAAAUGGAGCAAUUGAGGACCAAACAACAUGCAAUAACAAGCUAGUUGACGCUGAUUUUGAGCCGUGCGUGCUUUCGGAUGACAAAGAUAAGUCAACCUGCCAGACUAAAGAAAACACCAUUGUAACUAAAGAUGUACCAAAUAAGUUAAGCAGGCAUAAAAAAUAUCUAUACUGUUGUUUUCUAUUUUAGCUAGAAGGGAAAGAAAAGUUUAAUGGCCAAGUGCAGAGGAAGAAGAAAAUGUAUUUUGAGGCGUCUUGCUAACAUGUAACCCCAAGUCCAAUAACUUAUUACAGGUUUUAUAUACAUGGGGAUAACUUAUCCAACUAGACUCUAGCCCGCUGAGUGUAAGAAAUGAUUUUUUUCCCCUUAGUUUUGAUAGAUUUCAAAUUGAUAUAAAAAUAAAUAACCCCAUUGAUUUGGGUAGAUUUGAAUUUUUUUUAUUAGAUUAAGACAAUUUAUUUAGAUUGACCAUAAUAUUGCAUACACGUAGUUUAAAUAUAGUAAGUUGAGACAAAAUUUAUUUAGAUUAAUCAUGAUAUUGCAUAUAUGUAGUUUAAUUAUAGUAAUUUGAGACAAUUUAUUUAGAUUGAUUAUGAUAUUGAUUUUUUUUAUUAGAAGUCUAUAAAUUGUGUGAAGCAAACAAAGUCCAAUACAUACCGAAAAAGACAAAAAAACAGAGUAAUACUAAAAGAAGGAGAAGGUAAAACCAUUUUUGUUUUGUUUCAUAGCUGUCUAGUUGUCUUAUUAUUCUCUGCCAUCAUCGACUGCUCCUUCAAUGUGUUAAUAUGGCUUGUACGGUCAAUUUCCUCAUAGAUGCAUCAUGCAUGACUUUGGGUCUGUUUUGUUAUUGUUAAUUUGUUAUGGUGUGGUUCAAGUUUCUUUAUUAGGAUGUUUCCUUUGUUUGGGCCUUUAAUUAUAAGUACAUUUUUGUUUUCAGUAAGUUAUGUUCUUUUUAUCUUUCACCUUUGUAUCACUACUUUGUUUGUUGAUCUUUUAUGGUCUUUACCUUAAUCUUUCAUUAUUGCGUUAUAUAUAUAUAUAUAUAUAUAUAUAUAUAUAUAUAUAUAUAUAAAUAAAGUAAAAAUAUUUCAAAUGUCAAUAUAAAACAUGUUUAAAUACUAUUUUCAUCAAGCCUGUCCGGUCUACUUAAUUUUGUACACAUGUUAUAUUAUUUGAUGUUCUUCUUACUUAUGUAUAAUAAAAUUUGGCUAAUGCAGUAUGAAACCAGGGAUCGACAAAUAAUAUGCGAUUAUCCAACACUUCCUACUCAAAUUUCUACACAUAUUCAUAGAGAAGAAAGAGGAAUAGUAUAUGCAUAUUCUCAUCCUCAAGAAGAAGAAUAACUCUUCGUACAGUCCCCGUCCCCAAGUUAUCAUCCAUAAUAUCCUCAAGAAGGAGCUUCUUCAUACUAUCCCCAACUAAAUUAUCCUCAAAGAGGAAGCUCUUACUAUCCUCACGAAGAAACUUCUUCAUACAAUCCUCAACCAUACUAUCAAGAUGGAAGCUCUUCAUACUAUCCUCAAGAAGGAACUUCUUCAUAAUACUAUCCUCAAGAAGAAGGAAGCUCUUCAUAUUAUCCUCAAGAAAGAACUUCUUCAUACUAUACGACUCAAGAAGGAAAAAGAGUACUUCCCCUAGUCAAAAGCCACUAAACCAUCUCCAUUCAGGACAACGGAGAUUUCGUUUAUCUAUUUGGGUCAUUUGUUCUCCAAAAAUGGUGAGUGGACUUGGGGUGAAAGAUUUGGAUAUGUUCAACGUUGCACUGUUGGGAAAAUGGAGAUGACGAUUUCUUCAGGAUAGAAAGCAAUUAAUUAUGGUGUCAGAUUAUAACCUCAAAAUAUGGUAACGGUGAGUCUUCCAAAGCUUAUGUGUGGUGGAAGGACUUGGUUAAGGCUUGUGUGGGGAGGUUGCUGGUCAUUGGUUUGAGGGUCGUAUUUAUAGAAGCAUUGGAGAGGGAGUUAUUUGAUUUUGGCAGGAAGAUUGGCAUGGUGGGGGUUCAUUUCAAGUCAAAUUUCCUGAAUUAUUUAACAUAUCUUUACAGCAAAAUUGCUGGAUUGCAGAGAUGGGUUCGUGGUUUGAUAAUACUUGGAAUUGGAAUUUUAUUUGAUCAGAAAAUAUUGUGGAUGGUCUCGUGACCAGAGAGACGAUUUAUUAAGAAUUAUUUCAGCAGCCCCACUGGUAAGAGGGAGGCAGAUUCAUGGCGCUGGAAAAAGGAAGCGAGUGGUAACUACACAGUAUCCUCUGCUUAUGAGGAACUCAUGAAUUUUGAUUUGUCAGAGAUGGAUACCAAUUUUAUGCGUCUGUGGGCAAAUUUGGCACCAUCGAAUGCGUUGGUGGGUUUUUAUCGAGUACAAACUAAGGUAAAUCUUAUUGCUCGCAAUAUCAAUAUUCUUAAUCCUUCUUGUCCACUGUGCUUUAUUCAGGUUGAGUCAACAAACCAACGCAAGGAAUGGGAAGGUGUUCCGGCAAGAAGAUGUGGAUCCAGAAGGGGUAUUUGAACAAGCUAGGAUCAAGGCUUGGCUAUGGUUAAGAGCAAAGAAUAGGCAUUUUCUUCAUGCUAUUUCAGAGUGGUAUGGGGAACCUAUUUCUUGUUUUAUUGCAUUGUAAUUUCAUGACACUUGCUAAUUCUAGAAGGUCAAUAUUUUUUGAGAGAGACUAUGAGUAACAGGCAUGCAUUGUGCGCUAUGUUCCAUGACGGAGGGUCCUGUUGGUUCGUUUGUUUGACAUGAAUAUUGGCUGUUUGAUUUUGGUUGGACUGGAAACAUUGAAAUGGAGGUUUUGUUGUGGCUCGUUGGUCUAUGACUCCUAUUUUGGCAGUAAUAUCUCAUAUGGUUUUAAUCUUGAAGGGGCUCGUGGUUAUUGCUCUUUGCUGGCAGUUUUUUCUGGAAUGGAGAUGGUUUAGUGGCUUUUGACUAGGGGUGUUUUUUUAUCUUGUAUUUUGCUUCUCCUUGAAGAUUCAUUUUGAUUUUAGAAAAAUUUUAUUCUUUUUCCUUC